This is a messenger RNA of Microtus oregoni (creeping vole), 2659 nucleotides long. RefSeq names its product histone H2B type 1-J. Gene Ontology annotation, molecular function: structural constituent of chromatin; DNA binding; protein heterodimerization activity. The transcript has a single exon. The record is from RefSeq and is a predicted model, not a curated record. Lineage: Eukaryota; Metazoa; Chordata; Mammalia; Rodentia; Cricetidae. Gene Ontology annotation, cellular component: nucleosome. The coding region runs from base 20 to 400 and encodes 126 amino acids.
UCUCCUGUGUUUUGCAAUCAUGCCUGAGCCGGCUAAAUCCGCCCCGGCUCCCAAGAAAGGUUCCAAGAAGGCAGUCACCAAGGCGCAAAAGAAAGACGGCAAGAAGCGCAAGCGCAGUCGCAAGGAGAGUUACUCCAUCUACGUGUACAAAGUGUUGAAGCAGGUGCACCCCGACACUGGCAUUUCGUCCAAGGCCAUGGGCAUCAUGAACUCAUUUGUCAAUGACAUCUUCGAACGCAUCGCAGGCGAAGCUUCGCGCCUGGCGCAUUACAACAAGCGCUCUACCAUCACAUCCCGGGAGAUCCAGACGGCCGUGCGCCUGCUGCUGCCGGGGGAGCUGGCUAAACACGCCGUGUCGGAGGGCACCAAGGCGGUCACCAAGUACACCAGCGCCAAGUAGAGGAUGAGGCACUCGCUGCCCCCUUUGCUCUUGCAGAACCACCCGCUUAAAUCAGGAAAGAGCUUUGUCCACUCGCAUUAGUUUCUAGUUCCUAUUCCAAAGUUAAACUUUAAGGGUCUUGGAGAAGGUUCACUUCACAGUUUUAAGCAUUUGUAAUUGUGAGGUUCUCUGAGCUGGUUUGUAGUUGGCUGUUGAGCUCCUCGCACCCAUUUAGCUCCUAGGAGUUACUUUUAAACUAGGGUAAUGGAGGUUGGCCUCUCGGCUGGGUUUCUUCCGUGUUCUAGACUGUGUUCGGGCACUUUAUCGACCUAAAGUGAGAUGACUGACUUGAUUACUUUGGCAGUUAGAGGGCUCCAGGACACACCUAAACCUGUGGCGACGAAUGCUGUGUACCACUCAAAAACUGAAGUCGCUCGGUUCAGUUAUAUUAUGUGUCCUGGGUACAGGCGGUUUCCGGUAGUUGAGGGCGGUGUCCUCGCCUGUAACUGAUUAAUUUACCAACACGAACGUGCGGCGUUGCUGCGAAUUUGGUAGAAGACGGUUGGGGUUCUCACUCAAGCUUUAGAUCCCUCCCUGUUCGUGGUUUGUGAUUACCCCCUCCCUCACCCCUAAUUUAUGGUGUCCUUGCCCUUAACUGAUUGGUUUACCAAUGCGAACGUUCAGCGUUGCUGCGGCUUUGGUAGAAGUCUGUUGGGGUUCUCCCUCAAGCUUUAGAUUCCUGUCCAUGGCUUAUGAUUUUCUUUUUUUUUUUUCUCCCCCGUUUAAUACUUUGCUGUGCUUUAGUACCGCCGCGGUGCCGGGUUGCCGCAAAGAUUGCUCAUUUCCGCUCUGGACCAUGAAGCGAUCUAAUUCACCAAUCCAAGGAAUUAACUUCUUCCUGGUUGUCACGUCUACACUGUCUGAAGUUUGCUUUCCUGUUUACACUGUGGUCAAGCCGGCCAGAUGUUCUGAUAAGUCCAGAGCCCGCAAAUGCCUGACAUAUUCCAAAUGCUCAAGUAUUUAUUACUGAAUUAAUUUUCGUAUCAUUGCUUUUGUAAUUGCUUCCGUGGCUUGGGAGGGGGACGCGGUGUCUGUUCGAUGCAACAGAAGUGUUUGAAGAUUCUUUCUCCCAAUUCGUCCUUAUAAUUAAUGCGGUGGCUGUUCUUGGUUGUCAACUUGACUGGAAAUAACUGAAACGGAAGUGACACUACACCUGUGCGGGUUUUUUUUUUUUUUUCUGAAAUAAUUUGAAAUGAGAAGAAGCACUUUUAGUCUGAAUCUUUUGAGAUGGGAAGACCCACCUUUAGUCUGGGUCACACCUUCUGCUGGCAGCCUGUAUAAAGGACUAGAAAGAAGGAAGCUUGCUCUCUCUGGCUGGUCUCUUCCUUCAUUGGCGUUAGAGCCUACUUCUGGAUUCUGGCAUAUACUGAAGAGGAGCCAUCCAGCCUGGUGGACCCAACAGCUACUGGAUUCAUGGGCCUUCUGUUGGGAGGCUGCCACUGUUUGUUGGACUAGAUGGACCCCAGCCUGUAAGCCAUAUAUUUAUGAAAAAAGUACAUAUAUAUUUCACUCUGUAAGUUCUGUUCCUUGAGAACCCUGGUUAAUACAAUUACCUUAGUGUAAUUGAGGCAGAGCCAGAGGUGUUAAGUCUGUAUGUGUGUAUGUGUGUGUGUGUGUUUGCCAGGGGCUGGCCAUAGUAGGUUCCUUAUUUUUUUUCCAAUUUAGAGCAAACUCUUGGAUUUUCAUUAAAUUGAGGGCACUGGGCUUUGGGGAAAAGCCUCCUUCUACCUCCGCCAACAUCCCCAUUCCUAAUUCUUCUAUUCCCUACUGAGAUGAACUUUCAGUUUACACUCUUCCCUCUCUUUUACCUUUCAGAGGGUUCUGUAAGAUGGGCCCCAGAGUUACUAGUGAAACCGAUGGAAGCUAGGUGGUUGGCCCCAGGGCCAUGCCCAACACUGUUCACUUUCGUCUCUGUCUGAAGUCAGCUGCCUGCUUGCUUUUGUGAAGUUUCCCCCCACAGUCUUGAUUUUGCUGGUGAGGGCACUCGAUGCUCUCUGAUUGCUUUCUCGGUUCUGUGUUAGGCUAAGGGUUUCUGGAGCUGACUAAGGAGCUUUGUGAAUCCAGAAUGAGCUCCAGACAUUGGCAGAGAUUGACCAAGUCCUGCUUACCGCCUGAUCAUUUUUAAGUGCGCAGACGCUGUUAUUAUUAAAUCAUAUUACCAAUUAGUUUCAAAUUUUUGUUGGAUUGUUUUAUGUGCAACCCAUUUUCUCAAAAAAUAAA